AUGCGCUUCGCCAUCUUCUCCUUCCUCGUUGCGCUCCUCGCUGCCUUCGUCAUGGCUAGCGCACCCCACCGCUCCGUCAUCAUCAGCUGGCCCAACGACACACCCGACGACAUUGUCGAGCAGAGCAAGGAGGCUAUCCGACAGGCCAAGGGCGUCAUUACCCACGAGUACAACAUCAUCAAGGGCUUUGCUGCCACCGCCCCCGCUGCCGCUCUCGAUAUGGUGUCGACGUUGAGCGACGUGUACAAGUGCGAGAUCGAGGAGGAUGGCAUCGUCACCACGCAGAACAACAAGGAGUAG
This is a messenger RNA of Alternaria novae-zelandiae, 300 nucleotides long. RefSeq lists its product as uncharacterized. The transcript is spliced from 2 exons. The record is from RefSeq and is a predicted model, not a curated record. NCBI's taxonomy places the organism in Eukaryota, Fungi, Ascomycota, Dothideomycetes, Pleosporales, Pleosporaceae. The coding region runs from base 1 to 300 and encodes 99 amino acids. Gene Ontology annotation, biological process: vacuole fusion, non-autophagic. Gene Ontology annotation, molecular function: endopeptidase inhibitor activity.